Fonsecaea nubica is the source of this 2103-nucleotide messenger RNA. RefSeq lists its product as hypothetical. Lineage: Eukaryota; Fungi; Ascomycota; Eurotiomycetes; Chaetothyriales; Herpotrichiellaceae. The record is from RefSeq and is a predicted model, not a curated record. The transcript is spliced from 2 exons. Bases 1 to 2103 code for a protein of 700 amino acids.
AUGCGUCCCCUCCGCUUCUUGUUGUUACUCUUCUUUUUUGUCGCCCUUCCUGUAGCAUUGACCUUUUGGUCAUUGCUGGCUGCGAGCGUGAACGCUGUCGACUCAUUUCAACCCGGCCUCGACACGAAAUCUGGGCGCCUUAGGGCGUUCUUCUCCUUCUCGACCCCCUCCUCCCUAUUUCCACCUUCUGCGGUUAUCAGCCUAACCAACGACAACUCGACCUUCUUCCUAGCCAGACCGGCUGCCUUUGGUCCCAGCCUUCCGUCCAAGGGCUUAAGUGGCCGGCUGUGGGUCGGUAAGGGUUUUGGGGACGAUGCUUUGCUGAAGGAAGAGAACAUUCAAGUGGCCGGGUGGGAAUUGGGCUGCUCCGACGUUCCAGGAUGGGCUGAAGAGAAGGCAAAGAGCAUCAAGAAUCUUCCUGCAGUCGACCAAAGUCAGGCAAGGACCAAAAUACCACGAAGCAUAGACAAAGAUGGAUCAUUUCGUGACGAUUCCGGACCCCUCUCCGACGAGGCUUUCCUUCAAGACGACGGUACCGACGACUAUUUACACCGGCCUCUACCUGACUCGAACCCUGCAACCCCUGGCGAACCAGGCGAGCCUGCCAACGCCGAUCUCUCGGACAAGAAGCAGGCUACUCACGCGGACAUUGAAUCACUGCAAGAGAGCGCCGACAUUACAGGCAAGAUUGUCAUGCUGAGCCGUGGCGGCUGCGGAUUCUUGGAGAAAGUCAAGUGGGCUCAACGCCGUGGGGGUAUUGCCCUCAUUGUCGGCGACAACGAGAAGGGAGCGCAGUUGACAAUCAUGUAUGCGAAGGGCGAUACAUCAAAUAUCACGAUCCCUGCAUUGUUCACUUCAUACACAUCAGCCCAUCUCUUAUCUUCACUGGUGCCUCAAGAAGACGGUGACGACGAGGAUGCCAACCCCAAGGCUCACGAUAAGGCCACAACGGGUAAUUCUGGUGCAGACCAGAAACAACACGACAACCAGCCCAUCUUUACGUCCAGCAAACCUGGAGUUACGAAACCGACAUCUCUUUCUGCAGCUACAUCUGAUGAGGAGAGGGCUGAGAGCUGGAUGAAGAAUGUCUUGUCAGUCAUGGGAUUGGGAGAUAACUCUCCGUUUUCUCAUUCGGAAGACAGCCGUCGUCCACCUAGCAGCGGCAAUAUCGAUUGGGUCCUUCUGGAAGAUUGGAAGGAGGAGGCUGGCCCAGGUUUAAAGGAUAGUAAGAACACAUUGACAAACGUCGCUCCGGUGGCCACCUCGGCUCUCAAGGCAAAGUCGACGAGUACCAAACGGACUGGAGCGGAUGAUUUUGUGAUAGGAGUCCAAGACUGGCGAGACACUGAUCUCGUGGCACCGAAACCCACCACCACCUCACAAAACGCUCCUGAAGAAGCCGGCAAGGGUUUGCCCACCGAUACUGCGAGCUCGGCGAAAGCUUCAAGCAGUCCAGAUUCAACUCUAAAAGGUGGCAGUAUCACUCCUGGCAGCGGAGAAUACGACCAUGAAAAGUCAGAGCAUUUGAAUCGCUUCCAACGAGGCAAUGUACCAUCGGACCGGGGACACAGAAGUUCCGAUAACCAUCAGGGCCAAGAAAAGGGAUCUUGGUUUCAUGUUUUCCGCUCUGGCCAGGGAGCCAAUAGAAUUCCGGAAGGAAACGUACCCCUUGACGAACACGACAACCAGGGAAAGGAAAAGAGCUCGAAAAUAACCGGCUCAGACGACGAGCCUGACCGUCCUGGUCUAUGGGUUACCCUCACGCCCACAAGUGUUUCUGCUAGUCCGUUCGUCGACACACUUCUGGUACUGGUGGAUUCGACGCCGGAGAUGGCGCGCACCAAAAUCCCUGGUCGACCGACUGCCAGUUCGUACUUACCACACUAUGAGCACGACCUCGUCUACCACUACUUCGCGGGUGGAAUCCCCAGACAAUGCUUCGGCCACCUCACCACUACUUAUUUCUGCGAGCCAGAAUGUGUCACAACGACCUCGUCCGCGCUCGCAGACAACUACGGGAAUCUUCUCCGGUGGAAGCGUAGAAAGUCAACUUUCGCACUCUCGAAGUCCGCACACAGAGAAACUUACUUCGAAACCGGCUAA